AUGCAGCUCGACGGCGUCCCCCCCACUUCAAUCACCUUCAACUCCCUUCUCCGCUCCCUCUGCCGCUCCGGCGACCUUUCCCGCGCCUCUAAACUCACCCGCUACAUGCUCCUCAAAGGCUGCCCUCCCACCACCGCCACCUACAACACCCUCAUUCACUCCCUCUGCCUCCACGGCAACCUCGACGCCGCUCUCUCCCUCCUCCACCGCAUGCACCGCGACGCCUGCCAACCCAACGAGAUUACCUACGGCGCCAUCAUCGACGGCCUCGUCAAGCUCCGCCGCCCCUCUGACGCUCGCAGCAUCGUCAUCGACAUGGACGCGCGAGGUGUUCGACCAAAUGCCUUCAUUUACUCCGCGCUCAUCACCGGCUUUUUCCGCUGCGGAGAUCCAGAUGCUGCCAUCGAAACUUGGACGGCCAUGGUCGAGCGCGGCGUCAAGCCCAACACCGUCGUCUUCUCCGCUUUCAUCGACGGCCUCUGCCGGCAUGGCAAAGCCGACGAGGCGGAGCAUCUUCUCUCUAAGAUGACCGCGGAGGACUGCACCCCAAGCGUCUUCACCUAUACUUCCCUCAUGCGGGGCCACUUCGAGGUUGCGAGCCCUAACGCUGUUAGUUACUGCACACUGAUCCACGGUCUCUGUGAGGGCGGGAGACUGGAUGAGGGUAUGAUGGCCUGGAGGAACAUGUUAGCUAAAGGGUGUUCCGCUGACGUGGUGGCUUACGGUGCGAUGAUCAGAGGGCUUUGCUUGGGCGGGCGAUUGGAUGAUGGUGUGAGACUGUUUAAUGAUAUGUUGGCCCGCGAGGAACCGGAACCGGACGCGGUCAUUUACAACAUACUAUUUGACGGGUUACUGAAAGACGGUAAAUUAACACAAGCGAUGGAUCUACUGAGAAGCAUGUUGAACAAAGGGUGUGAUCCAGAUGAAGUGACUUGCAAUACAUUUUUGAGGGAGUUUGGAGGGGAUGAUAAGAAGGUGAGGGAGUUCAUGGAAGGGUUGGUGGUGAGGUUGAGUAAGCGGGAAAGGGUCGAGGGGGCGGCCGGCAUCGUCGGAGUUAUGUUAGCGAAGAAUGUCGCGCCGGAGCCGGGGACUUGGGCUAUGGUCUUGGGAGGAGUUUGCAAUGGGAGGAGAGUGAGGAGACUGAUUGAUAAGUGUUGGAUUGAUAUUGUGGGAACUUGAUUAAUUCUUUUUACUAUUUAUGUAUGCUUGUACAUUGAUUAA
Molecule: messenger RNA, 1221 nt
Organism: Dioscorea cayenensis subsp. rotundata (Guinea yam)
Lineage: Eukaryota; Viridiplantae; Streptophyta; Magnoliopsida; Dioscoreales; Dioscoreaceae
Product: pentatricopeptide repeat-containing protein At4g20090-like
Exons: 2
Coding region: 1-1179 (392 amino acids)
Molecular function (GO): protein binding
Source: RefSeq, a predicted model, not a curated record